AUGUACUACUUGAUCAAGUGGGAAGGUUAUCCUUCCACAGAAAAUAUUUCUGAGCCUGAGCAGAAUCUCACACAAUUGUGUAAGAGAAGCAGGCCGCCAAAAAGUGUAAAACACCACAAGUGGCCAUUCAUGGCCACCUUCCCUACUUGGUGGCCUAAGUUGCUUGCCCAUCUAUCUUUGUCCAUGAUGGAUGGUACCGACAAAAUCCUUCGGAAGACCAUCAUUUACAGUGAUCGAUGUCGCGAUGGAAUGGUAUUUACGAGACAAUUGUAUCGCAACCAAGUCCGCGCAAAACAAUUACGCACUCGCCAUGUUAUGAGGAUUUCGAUUUCCCGCAUCGGAUGGCUGCAGUGCAAUGCAGCCCGACAACGUAAAUCCGUGCACACGGACACUAUGAGUAAAGGGGGAAAUAGCCUGAGACUACCGUCUCAGGCUAUUUCGGCAUGUUUCGGUGCUGCCCGAAGAACUUUCGGCACAGCAUGUGCCCGAAGUCUGCCGAACCCAUGGCAGAAUGCCGAACCCAAUUUCGGGCUUCGUUCCGAAAGUUCAGAGCUCCAGCAAUUUCACACUGGGAAACACGUUGUUUACGCCCUCCAGCAAAGUUGUAAGGCAUAUGUCUCGCUGGGGACGAUGGUGAUUAGAAGACAAGUUGUCUGUCCUCCCGACGUGUGCUCCGCGGCCCAGAAAAUUACCUCAGUAGGACUUGCAAGGGGAGCGCUUCUUAAGCACUUGAAGAUUCCUGCAGCCAGGCUACAAGGGACGCCUGCACAAUCUGCGAGAGUGCGUUGUUUAAAAACCGUUGAGCACCCUUCGCACGAUAAUACCACAAGCAGCUAUGCCUUUGUGCUGCUUGAAGCGGAUGUUCAACGUGCAAUUUUGAGUGACUUCAAGGUGUACAAGCAGCCCACGAGCAUACAUGCGAGCCAAGGCAGUUAUUGA
Molecule: messenger RNA, 939 nt
Organism: Coccomyxa subellipsoidea C-169
Lineage: Eukaryota; Viridiplantae; Chlorophyta; Trebouxiophyceae; Coccomyxaceae
Exons: 4
Coding region: 1-939 (312 amino acids)
Source: RefSeq, a predicted model, not a curated record